Austrofundulus limnaeus is the source of this 2622-nucleotide messenger RNA. Its product is annotated as transcription factor LBX1. Gene Ontology annotation, biological process: regulation of transcription by RNA polymerase II. The record is from RefSeq and is a predicted model, not a curated record. Lineage: Eukaryota; Metazoa; Chordata; Actinopteri; Cyprinodontiformes; Rivulidae. Bases 283 to 1053 code for a protein of 256 amino acids. Gene Ontology annotation, cellular component: nucleus. Gene Ontology annotation, molecular function: DNA-binding transcription factor activity, RNA polymerase II-specific; sequence-specific double-stranded DNA binding. The transcript is spliced from 2 exons.
AGAGAGAAAGGCAGAGAGGGAAGGGGAAGGAAAGUGAGGCGCUGAUCACCUUCCAGAGCACAACACGCUGCUCGGUUCAGAAGGUGCUGCUCUCGGUGCCUCGCCGACCACCGGAUGGGGUCCACUAGCGUCUCGCUGCGCGUCACCAGGCGUGGAUUCAGAGCAGCCGAGCGGCCAACAUGUAGCCGCAGACCCACCUGUGAUCCGAGCUGGUCCGCCCUGAACAGCCCCGCCUGUCCGCUCUGAAGCUCCCGGAGACACCGCAGGCGGUCCGGAGUCGCCAUGAGCUCCAAGGCCGAGCCCAAGCGCCCGGGGGUGGAGAGGAGGCGCAGCCCGCUGGAUCAGCUCCCACCUCCGGCCAACUCCAACAAGCCGCUGACGCCUUUCGGCAUCGAGGACAUCCUCAGCAAGCCGUACGCGAAGAGGAGCCACCUAGCCCCCCGCGGAGAGAACGUCCCGUCGGGGGGGCACAGCCCCACGGGCCGGGAGCUGCUGGGUCAGAGCUCCCCGCUGUGCGCGCUGGAGGAGCUGGCCAGCAAGACUUUCAGAGGGCUGGAGGUCAGCGUCCUGCAGGCUGCAGAGGGCCGGGACGGAGCGGCGCUCUUCGGUCAGAGGAACGCUCCUAAGAAGCGGCGGAAGUCGCGCACGGCCUUCACCAACCACCAGAUCUACGAGCUGGAGAAGCGCUUCCUGUACCAGAAGUACCUGAGUCCGGCCGACCGGGACCAGAUCGCGCAGCAGCUGGGCCUGAGCAACGCGCAGGUCAUCACCUGGUUCCAGAACCGGCGCGCGAAGCUGAAGCGGGACCUGGAGGAGAUGAAGGCGGACGUGGAGUCGGCGCGGGCCGCGGGCACCGUGGCCUUCGACAAGCUCUCCAAGCUGGCCGAGCUGGAGAGGUGCGCGGCGGCGGGCGGGUUCACGCCGAGCCGGGUCUCCGACGGCGGCGGCCUGGACUCGAACGGGCCGCGCGCAUCGCCUCCCUCACCCGCAGGAGAACUGAGCAGCGCGUGCUGCUCCGAGGAGGAGGAGGAGGAGAUUGAUGUGGACGACUGAAAAGUAAAAAUAAUAAAAAUAAUAUAAGUCUAAGAGGAAAGGACACAGUUAAUAUUCAGAGACAGUUCACAUAAACACUUUAAAGGUACUCAAUCCAUCAGCACGACAUGUAAGGAAAUCUGUGUUUGGUAGAUAAUUUCUUUGUUAUAAUGCAUCUUGGCAAUAAUUCUUGGAAAUCCUGUUAAUUUCACUUUUAACUGGUAUCACAUUUGUAAGGAACAUGCAUUUGUGAAGCUGAGUGGGUUGUGCACAAAAAAUGCCAAAUCUUCUCUGCCAAGCAUCUUAUUUUGUUUUGAACUUCUCCAGAUGCUGCCAAUCAUUUGCCCACUAUAAGAUUUACUGCCAAGAAGCACUCACCCCUGGAGGCUGUAACUUUUAAUGAAGGUAACCCAAUCUUUACAGAGAGGCCUCAUAUUGGUAAGACACACUGACUCUGUUCCUCUGUUUAAAGCACAUCGCUGCUCAAAUGAAAUACACGACUGGGUGUUCAAUUCAGUUCGUCGCUCACAAAAUUUCCUUCAGUGACAAAGAAAUAAUCUAUCCAACUCAAAUUUACUUACAUUUUGUGCUAAAUCAAAUCGUGUCAUUUAAGACUUUCCAUCAGUAGCUGUUUUUUCAGAUAUAUUGAUAUCGAAUUCUGAAACGCUGGUACACACUCAAUGUAAACAAAUAUGUGUGGUCACAGUCUUAGCAGGUCGGUGGUGUCCAGUCCUCCAGGGUCAGCAUCCUGCAGGUUUUAGAGGUUUCUCUGCAACUCCUGAAUGAAUGAAUGAAUGAAUGAAUGAAUGAAUGAAUGAAUGAAUGAAUGAAUGAAUGAAUGAAUGAAUGAAUGUGUAGUUAACAAGCUUCUGUAGAACUUGCAGAGGUAACUCACUCACUGAAUCAAGUGUGUUGGAGCAGGGGUUCAAGUGAAACACCAACAAAUAUGCUGGAAUCGAAAACAACAAUUUGGUAGAAAAUUUAAGAGUUAAUUUGCUGCUAGAUGUGAAAGAAAAGAGAAACAACGAUCACGACUAAAUAUUGGGGACCAAGCCAGACGGGGUUCAAAUUUCAAACAAUAUUUUUGUGGAUUUCCUGCCAACCGUGAUUUUAAUAUUUAUUAUUAUUAUUAAUUAUCUUUUUAUCUGCACACUUUCCUCAAAAUACGCACCGUUACAUCAAUAUGUCAAUAGAUGUUGAUGUUGUUGACCUAUAGUUUCUUUAGCUGUUUCUGUAAACAAGUGCAUGUGUUCACUGGCAGCCAUUUUGAUCACCUUGAACCAAAAUAACCUGUUUUUUUUUCCUAAGAGGAAUAUAAUAGGGAUUUUGAUUCCUACGUCACAAAUUACCUGUAUUUUUCAUGACGUUGCAACGAGUACCUUUAAAUGGUUUCAGUGAAGCUUUUUGUAAGUUCAAGGGGAAUGUUUUUCUUUUUUUUCUGUUUUAGAGACGAUAAUCAGUCCAGAUUUGAUAUAUUUAUAACACUUUGUACUCUUGAAGUGCCUUCAGAGUGAGCUGCUGCAGCACACAUGUAGAAAGUGUAAAAAUCCUGAUUAUGUCAAAUAAAAUCAGACAUUUAAAUAAUUUAAA